CGGGGUGGGAGACGCGGUGCGUGCGCGGGGAAUGCCGGGAGUAGUGGUGUACUGUUGGCAGUAGCAGGUGAAGCCGAGCCGACUCCGCGGGUGUUUUGGUGUUUUUUCACACCACUUCAGACUAAAAGAACACUGCAUUGGGUAUCACUGAAGGCAACAGCUGCUGCUUAUAUGAUUUCAGUUUGUUAAAAUGAGCAGUCGCAAAUCUAAGAGUAACAACUUAAUACAUGCAGAGUACCUUUCACAGGUACAAGGAAUUUUACGGGAAAGAUUUUGUCAUCAGAGCCCACAUAGUAACUUAUUUGGGGUACAAGUACAAUACAAACACUUAAUUGAGCUGCUAAAAAGAACUGCUAUCCAUGGAGAAAGUAAUUCUGUACUCAUUAUUGGACCCCGAGGAUCAGGAAAAACCACGUUAAUAAACCAUGCUUUGAAAGAACUAAUGGAAGUAGAAGAAGUGAGUGAAAAUGUAUUACAAGUGCACCUAAAUGGACUGCUGCAGAUCAAUGAUAAAAUUGCCCUAAAGGAAAUCACAAGGCAGUUAAAUCUGGAAAAUGUAGUUGGAGAUAAAGUUUUUGGAAGUUUUGCUGAAAACCUUUCAUUUCUUCUGGAAGCUUUAAAAAAAGGUGACCGGUCUAGUAGCUGCCCAGUGAUCUUCAUAUUAGAUGAAUUUGAUCUUUUUGCUCAUCAUAAAAACCAGACACUCCUCUAUAAUCUGUUUGACAUUUCACAGUCUGCACAGACUCCACUAGCAGUAAUUGGUCUUACAUGUAGAUUGGAUAUUUUGGAACUCUUAGAAAAAAGAGUAAAGUCACGAUUUUCUCACCGGCAGAUACAUUUAAUGAAUUCAUUUGGAUUUCCACAGUAUCUUAAAAUAUUUAAAGAACAAUUAUCUCUACCUGCAGAAUUUCCAGACAAGAUCUUCACUGAGAGGUGGAAUGAGAAUGUUCAGGGUCUCACAGAAGAUAGAAGUGUGCGAGAAGUACUACAAAAGCAUUUCAAUGUCAACAAAAACCUGCGGUCAUUACACAUGCUGUUGAUGCUUGCUUUAAAUCGUGUAACAACAUCACACCCAUUUAUGACUGCAGCAGAUCUGAUGGAGGCAAACCAGUUGUGUAGCAUGGACUCUAAAGCAAAUAUUGUACAUGGUCUGUCAGUCUUGGAAAUCUGUCUUAUUAUAGCAAUGAAACAUUUAAAUGACAUCUAUGAAGAGGAGCCCUUUAAUUUUCAAAUGGUCUAUAAUGAGUUUCAGAAGUUUGUUCAAAGGAAAGCCCAUUCUGUUUAUAAUUUUGAAAAACCUGUUGUCAUGAAGGCGUUUGAACACUUACAACAAUUAGAAUUAAUAAGGCCCGUGGAAAGGACUUCGAUGUAGCUGUUCUUUCCCUGCCUUCUAAGUCUUCAGAUCACUGUCAUUUACUUUUCAGCAGUGUUUCAGUAAAGGUAAGGCUUGCAUACUGGUUCUAUGCAAUAGUCGACAGAUUUUAGGGGAUAUUUUGCCAGAAUACUUAGAAGCAAGGAUUUUACACAUGAGCUUAAGUUUUCUCUCUAAAAAAUAUUUCUGAGCCAUUUUAAGGAAGUAUUAUCUGUUUUAAAUGCACUCACUGUGAAAGUAUCUAAAGAACUUGAUUUCAGGAUUGUAAUUCACUAGCCUAAGAUUGCCACUAAGAGGCUGAAAGCUCUCAUCUGCCUUCCUGGUUAUAAAAGACCUGCAGAAGAUCCAUCAACACCCAAUAUAGAGAUUGUAAAACUAUAAGUAGCAGGGUGGGUUUUCAUUUUCAUUGAAACAAUUCUUAAAUUAGAAAAAGGGUUAGCAAAACAGUGUUAGAGGCUUCAGGGCAGUUUUGACUCAUGUGACCCCUCCAAGUACCUUGUCCAAAACAGGAUCUUCUUCUCUAGUCCAUGUGCUCAUGCAUGUGAAUGGCUCUGAGGAAUUAAAACUUGCUGGUCCAAACAUACAGUAUCUUAAUGCUAUGUAUGUUGAGUAUAUACUAUGUAUUAACUUCCCAAAGAAUCCAUUUUGCAGAACAUGCUGUGGAAAGAGAUUUCAGUCUUUCAGUAUAGAUUCAUUGUAUAUUCCACCACAGCUUUCAUUUUCACGUGAUUUAGAAGCCAGUGCAGGUUCUUUUAAACCACUGUUAAGCGUUGUUCUUUCCUUCACCUUUACCUUAAAAUAUAGAGAAUCCCAUUGGUGUGAACUGUAACACAGCUCCCACCGUGGGGCUUUCCGUCCCCUCUUUUAAAAGCCACAGGAUAAACAAAAGCCUUGGCAACAUUAAAAAUAUAAAUGAAAGCUAGCUUCCUUAACAAUUGCUCUUACUGAUCACCCUAAGUGAAAAAUACCAGAAUUCUUCCAUUGAGUUAGUAAAUUAGUUAACAUCCUUAGGAAGUGGGGUUUGUAUCUUUGAUGACUAUUUCCUAAGCCACAUCUUUCUAGUUCCCUAUGAAAAGAAGAUAACUAAUGCCUGUUGGCCUCUGGUUUCCUACAACUGGCAAGACUAACAUACAUACUUUGUGAAUACAGUCUUGGGUAGUAAAGGGGGGAAACGCCAACCCUUUACAGACUUUCACCACUAUCCCCAUUCUUCCAUAUCGCAAUGUGUGAGCCUCACCGUAAAUAACAAAGCUACUGUUCCACUCUUGAAGAAAAAUGUAUAGCUGAAGAAAAACUGCAUAAGCAAAUCAUAUACCAUAUUCAUUUUUUUAUUUAACUCGAGGAUGGAAUGGGGAUAGCAUACAUUUUAUUGUACAAUAUUUAACAAUCACUUAUUCAAGGUGGAGUUUUAGGGGCUUUUUUUUUUUUUUUUAGCUUUUUGUUAAAUACUUGCAGAAAAAAAUAGCAAGUACAAUUUGACAGUAGUACAACAACCUGUGCCCAAAACACUGACAAGAAUUACAGAGUAAAGCUAAAAUAAUUGCUUACCAAUAUUUUGAGAGGUAACAAAUAGGAUAUGGAUUGAGACUGCGUAAAAAAUGUACUGCUGGUUGAAUAUCUGAGGUAAAUGAUGUUCAAUCAAGAUGCUACUUGUAUCAUUUUGCCCAUAAAUCAGUAAAUAAUUUUAUGCACAUUAUACCAAAUGUUUCUAAAAAGUAAUUUUUUAAAAAGGUAAAAAAGAGAAACUGGAAAAUAUUUGUGGGGAAGCAUUUUUUUUUAAAAUAGUAAGUUUAAUUCCACUUAAACUUAUCAUCUGGUCAGGGUAUUUUUUUCCCCUACCUGCCUGCAUUUUACUUAAAUGUAGCUGUUACUUAGGAUUGAGGAAAGGAAGAAGAAAAAGGUUCUUUUUAAAUUUUAUGUAGAUGAUUCUCUUUUUAAAUUCCAAACUUGUUGGGUUUUUCUCCUGAUUAUAUUUUCAAAACAUCACCAUGAAAGAUAGUACAGGUUCAUGGGACCAACAAUUUUGAGGCACAGUCUCUGUUCUGGAAUUCACAAGGUACCUGUAAUAAACAUUCAAACAAGAGUCACACUUCACAUGCUAAAAACUUCCUAGCAUCUAAAAUACAUACAAGAGCUGUGCAGGGCAAAGACUUCGAAUAAAGCCAAACACUGGUUAAUCCAUCAGUCCUAUGGCAGUUGAUCAUAAAGCAUUCCUUACAUGGAGAUUUGGGCAAGGUAAAGAGUGGAAGUUAGAGCAGCAGUUCUGAUGGGUAUCAGAAAGGCAAAAUACAAGACGAAUCAUAAGGAGCACCAUACACAUGAGGAAAAAAUUAUUGGGGUCUCAGUUCACCCCCAAACAAAGAAGUCAUCGUUUUUCUCAUUCUUUGAUCUUUCUUUUUUCAGUAUCCCUAGCUCAAACUUUUUGUAAGCUUGCCCACUCUACGCUGACUGUAAACCAAACAUGAAAAUGCCCUGCAAAUGAAAGUUUUAACAAGACUAGGUAUCAGGACAGGUAGUCAUUGGAACAUUCUUAUUUUACUGCUUAUAAAAAGUGUUUUUCUAUUAAUACAGUUUUCAAAAGGAUACAAGUCUUAAAGUUGGUUAGCUAGAGUUAAGUACAAUACCCAGGAUUUCUAAAAAUUUUUUCUAACAUGAAGAGAAAACUAUCUUUUGAAUAACUGAUCUUAUAAAAUUUAUCACUAGUGCUCACAUAAGCCAAACAUUCAUCAUAAUACUUCUUGUUUUUGUUUUGAUUUUUUUCUUGCUUUUAAAAAUGAGAUUAAAUGUUUAGAACAGGUAGAACUUCGUCUUUAGGAGAUUAACAAUUUCCAUGUGUGAACAUUGUCAGUUUCCCAUCUUGAUUAGUUUCAAAGUGGAAGUUAAACCAAAUCAUUAAGAUGUCAGGUCCUUUUUGAAAUAAAGAGGUGAACUUAACAUUGAAAAGGGAAUUCUUAGGAAUACAGUGAAAACUUGGGUACAUAUGAGACCCAAGAGCACAAAGUUCUGCAUGGUGUGUGGCACACAGACAACAAUGCUGUUACUCUUCUUUCCUCCCUGCUUUAGAGUCUGUUGACCUAUGCAUUAUUUAUAAAUAAUAUAAUUUAUUAUUCCCAGAGAUUAAGUGCACAUUAUAUGUAAAAUGUAGUGUACUGUGUGGUUAAAUAGCCAUUUGAAGAUAAUACAUUCACAGUGAGCUCCUGACAGUGACAUGUAAAAAGUUCUUUUAUAAAAUCAAUGUAUGGAUUUUAAAAUGACCUGACUAAAGUACAUAGUGUAAUACUGGCUAUUUAUUGGUCAGAAAUAAAAUAAAAUAGAAAUUCAGGAAAUUAACUGUUUUACUUUGGCCUAUAUAAAUUUGAGGAACAAUCCAAUUAUAUUCUGAUGCAAUAUUGUUUUGAAAAGCACUUUGGCACCUACCUACCAUCAAUUCCACUUUCUUAUCAAGGAUAAGGCAUGAACUAUCCUAAAAAUCAUUGUUGUUUCUGAAAGCAAUUUGCGGGAGGAGGCUAGGCUAUAUUACCUAUAUCAACAUCGGUUACCUCUAAAUGUCAUUGCAUAUUUUAAGUUUUUAAGUUUAACUUGUUAUCCCUGAUUUGUUUUAAAGCAGUAACAUCUGAAAUCUGUGCUUAAAAUUUAAAACCUCUAUCCUAGGAUAAUUCUUUACAUAUCACAGACAUCAAAUAUUACUCUAACAAGAUGGCACCAAGCAGAAAUAUAGUGAUAAAGUUACAAGUCUCAAAGCAGAGAGUGAGGAAUUCUGGAUAAUGACACUUCCUGAGGUGAUCCUUAAAUAGUGAUUAAGAAUGUCCCACACACUGUUUGGUGAAAAGAAAUACACUACAAUUUUACAUAUAUAAAUAGGAAAAAAAAUCUAUUUUAAAAGAAUAAAAAUGAAGAGCUUUCCAGUGUCAUAGCUCACUUUAAAAAAUUUAAAUCAUGCUUUAAAUUUUCAAAUAUUCCCCAAACACAGCACACCUUUAAAAGAGAAAAAAAAAAAAAACCUUAGAUAAGUAUGCAAUAAUUUGGGAACUGGAUAGAAGAUGAAGCUCUAAAACAUGGGAAGAAGGGGAAAAUGACAUCUUUUUUUCAUUGCAAAAAACAGCACUUUUUUUCCUUAAAUUACAAGCUAGCACAAAAAAAGCUAAAACACUGCUUUAUGAAUGGCCACUUAGUGUUGGCACUAAGCAUAGCUUACCUUUUUUUCUUAAAUAACACAGUGAAUUUGUAAUACCUUGUUACAAAACAUGGAUCAAUUUAUUAUUCAAAUUUUGUUAGUGUUUUCAAUUUUAUAAUUUAGCAACCGUGGAACUGAGGUAUACCUUGUUGAGGGAGGUUAAAGUAAUGCUUGGAAGCCUCUUUACUGUACCCCACUUUGAUGACUUUGUUUAUGUACACAGAACAGCAGCACACUAAACAUUCACAAGCUGUGUCAUAUUGGCAUUACAAUAGUCAUUUAUAGAAACACAACAGCAAAUGCAAUAAAAACAAGUUACCCUUUUUAAAAUCUGAAAUGAAAAGUUUUUGAUUUAAAAAAAAAUAGCAGUAGUUCAUUUAAGGAAUUAGUGUCUUCUGACAGACAUUAAGAAAUCUGAUGUCAGUUUUCAAACACUUGAUUAGCCAGGUCCAAAAUAUCCUUGAUUUGGAGAGGGCUACGUUCUUCAUGUACACUUUUUCAAAAGUUUCUUUAUAGAGUCUGCAGCUUUUCCAAGUCUCUUGUCCUUCACAUCUCUUCUGCAGGCAAUGCCGUAAGUCUCCCAGAGCCACAUUUUUAAACGUGAGGGUCUUCUUUUUGACAUGUCCAAGAGACCUCCUACUCAUUUCUCACAGAAAAUUAACUGUAAGCAGUUUCGUUAGCUUAGCAGCUCCAGCUCAGAGUCCUGUUUCACACUGUGUACACAUGGUGCAACCAUCAUAGACUAGAUUCUUUGGGAGGAAAGUCAACGUUUGUCACCAUUGUGACCACUGUUACAAUGUCCUCUGUGGUAAUGAUAUUUGUUAGUCUUUGCAUCUGAGUGAUUCUUUCACCUACACAUCCAGCUGAUAACCUGGCUUCUGCAUCGUGAUCCCAACAUUCUUCUAUUGUUUCACAGAGCAUUGCCAUUCCCUAAAAAGGAAAAACAUACUCAAACACCACAGCCGAUUUUGUUUUCUAUUAGGAAACAAUAAAAUGUCCAUAAAGAAACUGGUAUUUCUGUGAGUCAGGUUCCAAGAUUAGCCAAGUUAGAUGUUAUAUGUCAGCAUUCACUUAUGGAUAUCUAUUGUAUGUAGGAAAUGGAAGAAAAGCAUUAAGAAAAAUCAGAAUUCCUAUAGCUUCCAAACUUCUGAGACUGUCAUAGGAGAUAGUAAAAUUUUUUUAAUUCCCCAAAUCCCCAUAUAAACCAGGUCAGUUCAAUGCUAACCCUUGAUCUGGACUCAAAGCCAAAGCUAAAUUUGUUUUUUAACCAAUUUCUAUUGUUUUCUUAGUUAAUACCAGCAUUUCUGUCUUGCAGUUAAAUAGAAAAGAAAAAAAAGAAAGGGUUAGAAAAGCAUCCUUAAGAUUCUUUACCUGGUUUUAAUCCAUGUUUCCGGUUAUAUUUGGACCAAAAUAACCAGGGCAAUAGUGUUCCAUUCUUCACUUACCUAAGUCUCUAGUUUUAAGAGCAUUCCUAAGAACCUCAACAAAUUCCAAUCCCAAAUCAAAAACAAGGAAAGCAGAAAACUGCUUUACUUUAAAAAUAGCAUCUUAUGGGAAGCUGGUGAUCAUCAAAGUCACCCACCUAUCGACAUGAUCAGAGCCAGGUACUCCUUUCCUUGGGAAGAUUUCCAAACGAGACAAACACAAGACCAUAGUACUGUCAGCCCCUUAGGUUUUAGGACUUCACCAUCUUCCCUUAUAACCCUAAAAUUCUUUUUUUUUUUUUUUAAGAUUUUAUUUAUUUAUUUGACAGACAUAGAUCACAAGUAGGGAGAGAGGCAGGCAAAGAAAGAGAGAGGAGGAAGCAGGCUCCCCACUGAGCAGAGCGCCUGAGAUCAUGACCUGAGCCAAAAGCAGAGGCUUUAACCCACUGAGCCACCCAGGCGCCCCUAGCCCUAAAAUUCUAUUGUUUAUAGAACUCUAGACAGAAUAUCCUGUAUGAAGAUAACCUCUCCAGAAAAAUCGUCCCAGAAGAGAAGUGUGCAGAGAUAGAAAUCAUUCCUCUGAAAAGCAUUUUAUUGGAAUUUCAAAUGAAAAGCUAACUGUAACUUACAGCAUGUUUCUGCCAAUAAUCUCUUAAAACAGGCCUCUUUUUUUUAUGCACAACAACUUCCUGCAUGUCUUCAAGAGAUGGAUGCUGGCCAAUUUCCUCCUCGAAUGGCAACAUGUAUUCAUCUACAGGUCCUGAAAUGGGUGAGGGGGGGAAACAAAACCAUUUUAAUUCAAAUCUUACUGACUUCCAAGCUUGAACAACCCUUCUGAAACAUACUCUGUAUCACCUUUUCCCAACUGUUAAAUGGUAUAUAAUGACAGGAGAAAAACACACUCUCAACUACUUCUACUACAGUAUGACCCAAAUGCUAAUUUAAGAGAAAUCAAAAACUCUACAAUUUGGCACAUAAGCCUGCUAAGUUUGCGUAAGGAGCUUUCUCAUCUGCUCUAUGAGAACUGCCUAUCUCCAUACAUAUAUAGGACCACAGGGAAUCAACAAUAUUUGCAAAUCUAGGCUAUAAUAUCCCUUUAAGUACUUCCCACAAUUCAAAUCAGGCUGUAAACAGUGGUGAUUUUAUCUGACAAUUUGGGGGUUAAUCUCUUAGAACCAUCUUUAUCCUGUGACACAUCUUUACCCUCUACAAGCUCUGCAUGAGGAAUUACAUACCUCAGAGUUACAACUCCUUGCCCUCACAAAAGCUGCCAAAAAUAGUCCUUUAAAAAAAUCACAAGCAUACUCCAUACAGGGUUCCCAAUAAGCCUUCAGAAUAGGUCUUCACAGACAAAACUUAUUCACCAAAAUAAAUGGUUCCUUUUUUCUUAGGCAUACUCAAAUAGGAAAAUGCAGUUGUGAGUUAAUACUAAUACUUAAUAAGCACUUACCCUGACUAGGAACUUUACAUACACUAUUUCCUCCCAUUUUACACCUCCACAGAGUGAAGGUGACAUUACCUCUAUUUUACAGAUAGUAAAGAAGCUCAGAAAAGUUGCAUAAUUUGCACAAGGACAGAACAGUUGUUAAGUGGUAGAGUUGGAAUUUGAAUCCAUCUCUGCCGCUGAAGUCUGUGUUUUCAAUCACUGUACGGUCUCCCCUUGACAGAAACCACUCACUAGAGACCAAUUUCAUAUAAAGGGCCUGUAUACAGACCUAAACCUUGCACAGAUACUCCUACUCCUGGAUGGGAUAUAAAUGAUAAAUUAUGAGUCAUGAAGGAGGACAUGUAACUCUACUCUUUCUAAAUGGAAGAAUCCUUGAUGGCCUGGAUAGUCCAUCUCUGCUUUAGCACUUCCAGUGACAUUCUAAAGCAUCUGUUUAACUCCUGCUACUCAAAAUUGCUCAGCAGCAAUGGCACUGACUACCAGCCUGCAAGAAAUUUAAGUAUCAGGCCCUAACCCAGGCCUACUGAGUCAGAAUAUGAACUUGAUCAGGAGUUUAGUACACUUUAAAGUGUGAGAAUCACUGAACUUUGCCAUCAACAAAUUUUAAAGUACUCACUUUAGCAAUGUUCACACUGUCCCCUCCUGCCCCAGUUUCUGCCUUAAGGGUCAGAAAUUCCCGACUCUGCAAGUAUUUCACAGCACAUGCAAAGCAUUUCAGAAAUACCAAUACCUGUCCUUUUUCACUUUUCAUAAAAACUUCCCUGAUAACCGCUCUACCACAAAUGCAAAAAUACAAAACAAAGCAUUUUUCACUCCUCUAAACUCCCAUAACCCUCUCAAUAUUCUUCAAGUAUUAUAUUCGUCCAGAAUAACUUACGGAAUAUCUAAUACUAAUGAAUACUACACACAGAACUAGACAAUUCACACUAACCUUAAUCUAGAGUCAAUUGUCCAGGAUGUAUUUUAUCGCUGUAAUUAAACUAUACAUUGCUUAAGGGCAGGGUCUCGUAUAUAUCCCCACGACACCAUAUCCAGUGGUUGGUUCUGGAGAGUCCAUAUUAUUAAAGUUUUUAUAAAAUACAUUUUCCUAUAACAUCUGCCAUCUGACCGAUUUCUGCUUCCAUAAAUGCACAUAAUGUACUUUAUCUUCCACUUUGAGUGAAACUGCUUCAGACUUUCUUGGGUCUGGAUCCACUCCAUGCCAAACUCCCAAUCUCAGAAGAACGAAUGGCUGUCCAUUCCUGACCACUCUCUACUAAAUUCCCUUGAAAACCAUAGUGCCCCAAAUCAAAUUUCAUGUACCAGACAGAGGUAGUCUGUCCUACACUGAGACACCAUUACAGUACUCAGAAAACAAAGUAUUCUUAUAAAUACAUGUUAAGUUGGCUUAAAUAUACUAAACAAUUUCUUUUAAGGUCUUUUCACAAUCUGCAGGAAGUUUUUAGGUAAUUAUAAAUUUUUUUUAAAAAGGAUCAAGCUAAUUUA
Messenger RNA from Mustela lutreola (European mink), 9902 nucleotides. It is a transcript of the gene ORC4, whose product is annotated as origin recognition complex subunit 4. Gene Ontology annotation, molecular function: DNA replication origin binding; ATP hydrolysis activity; ATP binding. Gene Ontology annotation, cellular component: nuclear origin of replication recognition complex; nucleus. Gene Ontology annotation, biological process: DNA replication initiation; DNA replication. The record is from RefSeq and is a predicted model, not a curated record. The transcript has 16 exons. Bases 191 to 1372 code for a protein of 393 amino acids. NCBI's taxonomy places the organism in Eukaryota, Metazoa, Chordata, Mammalia, Carnivora, Mustelidae.